CCCACCGGCGCGCGAGAAAUGAACAGCGUACUAGCGUCGCUCUAGUUCAGUGACAGUUGGAACGAAGUCCCGAUUUUUAUUCAUUUCAUUGACCUUUUAAUUUCAUAAAUAAUCUUCUCCUCUGGCUUAUUAUCAUAGUUGCUACGAUGGGAUGCCACCGCUGGUUCUUCCGCUCCUCGAAAAAAGGGUUUCAUAUCAUCCCGUGGCUUCUGCAGGCUCUUCUUCUGCAGUUGGUGGACACCAGUCUUACCCUGGAAUGUGAGAAAGGCAUGGUGCCCAAAGAGAAUCGAUGUGUCCCCUGUAAUGCACAUUACUACUGGGUGAUGAAGCAGGGCCAGCCUACCUGCGAGCCAUGCACCCGCACUUGCUCAGACGGGCCAUACAGGAUUGAGAUCCAGCCCUGCAGCAAGUUUGUCAACAGAGAGUGUCACUGUAUCCAGGGGACAUUCUGCAUCAGCAACAGUCAGUACAGCUGCCGGAGAUGCGAGCUGUGCAAAUCCGGAACCUUUACAAACGUCACCUCCCGUGUCAAGGCCAACGGCUGCAUGCCGCACACAAACUGCACAGAACUAGGGAUGUUCACGAUUAGAGAGGGUACUAACACCUCUGACAGUGUUUGCGGCAUCGAGACCACCCACCCAUCUACCACUGCAAGCAAAAGUCCAACUAAUGUCCCACAGGACAUCCCUGAAAACAGCACUCCUGAUACCAUGAGAUGGAGAUCUUCCAGUUUUGUAGACACUACCCUUACAAACACACAGGGCACCCAACCCUCUCCAGGCAGAUUGACGGAUCCGAACUAUACCCAUUACUUCUGGCUGCUACUCUUGCUGCUGUUUUCUGCACUACUGCUACUUUUCUUCAAGCGGAUAGGCGCCAAGCGGGUGCACCAGUAUUGGCGACAUUCACUUUCAAAAUAUCAGGUGAAGGAUGAGCUGGGCCCAAAGGAGGAGCUUGGUGGGGGCCCGCAGCAGGUCACCGUGGGCCACAGUGGGGGCAGAGAUGGCGUCAAUAAUACCGUGGGAACGAUACACAUCUAUAACCCGGGGACGGUGGUCCUGGGGUCCAACUCAGCAGUACAGAGGGAGGAGAAUGGAACAGCCGAGGAGGUGCAGCCUCUCGUCGGCACCCCACAGCAGGAAUCUCUGACAGGGGCCCGGGUGCCUGACAGCACUGAAAUUGGGUCUGAGGAGAGCGGCACGUCAAGGCCCCCCGUGGUGGAAUGUACAGAGAAUGAGUUCCAAAAGGAGCUGAGCUACCCCAUUCCUGCCACAGGCAAAUGAUAAGCACACUGGGAGCUGGGGUAAGGAUGGAAGUGGGGGAGCGUCCCAAACCCAGAGGCUGGGACUGGAAUGGAGAGCAUGAGAGAAGAUCAAAAUGGAGAUCCAUGACCUUUAAACCAUGCUAAAAUUCUUCCUCAGCAGAAGUGCCUAAGGAACGACUCACUGGAUAUUAGGAAGUUUGUUUUUUCUUUUCUUUUUUUUUUUCAAUUCAAUUGUUUGUCUGCUUCAUUAGUAAAUAAUGAUACAGAAGCUUUGCACACUGAGGGCAUGAAAUCCACAGGAACGGUACCAAAGAAGUAUGAGUCUGCUCUGUGUUCAGGGGAAAUUACUCAUGUGAGGCAAUAUACAGUGUAAAGGAAAUGGAAAUGACAGCGACCUUAGUAGGAAAGGCAAGGCAUCCUGAUGACCCAGUGUCGUCCUAUUUCUUUUUGUGACAUAUUUUUUCGGGGGGGGGGGGGUCACAACUCUGGUCAGUUUUGUUUUAAUAAGUCACUGUCCUCACCGACCUGCCAUGCCAUUCCUUCUGACACAAGCGCCCUGGUAACUACCCAUCAAUCAACGUGUAAGGGGGUUUCUGUGGCCCAGUUAAAAAUCCCCACAAGUACACAUGGGCACCGCUUUGAAUGCAGCUGAAAGGUCAGCUUUUAUCCAGCAGAGAUAUUCUCUUACACAAUGUCAUGCCCAGGACAAAUGCCAUUCUUUGUUUAAUCACCAUAAAGACUCUUGUGGGUACACAAUUUGUGGUUUGACCACAACAGAAUUGGGAUUUGAAGGAGAAUCCUCUGCAUGACUGUGGACCAUCCACUCUGUUUUUCUGCGUUCAUUGCAGGAUGGUAUGCUGUGCAAUCUGAAGGUCGCAACUUCACACGCCUACGUGCAUGUUCCUGUAUGUAUGAGGAAGUCAUGCUAUGAACUCUAAUGCCAAAAAUGCUGUUUUGGUGCCAAUUUUUUCUGACUGAUUUUUUUUACUGAGCUGGAUCACUUCAAGAUCAAGGCAAAUGCUGCCACCAAUAGGCAAUUGGUGAUGGAUGGAUGGAUGGAUGGAUGGAUGGAUGGAUGACACUUCAUGGCAAUGUCCAUGUGCUUUUUUAUUUAUCAGGGUGUACUGUCCUUUUUGAGGAUAUUUACUCCUACUAUUUACCCACAAGGUGAGGGAAGCUCAUGUGAUAGCUUGGUGGGUUUUAGUACAGAAUUUCCCACUGGGAUUAAUGAAGUCCAUCUUAAUUUCAAUCUUAAUCUUGAUGUAGGAUCUAAGAAGGGGGUGAGAACUGGAGCCAGGAAAGACUGCAAGAGAGAUUAUCAGAGUGAAGGACUGAAAAAGAGUUUUACACCCAUCCCCUAGUACUGUUAUGUCUUUUUAUAUUAAUUUAUCUUUCCUCCAUCUUUUAUUGUAUAUUUUAACUGCUGUAUUUUUCUUUUCCAUAUUUUGGUUUAAGAUGAAUUGUCCACUAUUGUCAUCAGUUUUGUUUUAAGGUUCAGAGAACGAUGCUGUCGGGUUGCCUGUUUCCACGAAGGCUGUGUGUCAGUCACAUGGACCAGGUGGGACCCAGCCCCGCCUCGUGCCGCUGACUGCCACACCACAUCUCACUGCCUGUCCCUAUGCAGGGCACCAAGUGUCAAGUGCUCGUUUCCAUGCACAAAAUACAUUCUGUGCCACAAAAAAGCAUUAUUUCAUGACGAAAUCAAGUAAUGCCUUGCUGCGUUUUGUCCACAGAAAGACAAACUGCAGUUACAUCUUAUCCACGAAAACAUAAAGACUUGGCUUAUUUUCAUGCACAGAAUUGAUAUCAGCACUUUGCAUUUCGUGGACAGAAAUACAUUUCUUGAAUAAUACACAGUCAUUUCGUGGACAAAAUGCAUUUUGUGAAUUAAAGAAAGUCAUUUUGUGGACAGAAUUGUAUUUUGUAUGCAGGGGCAUUGCUAGAGAUUUUCGGCCCCAUGAAAGCAUAUCAUAUUGGGCCCCCCAGUC
Messenger RNA from Paramormyrops kingsleyae, 3252 nucleotides. RefSeq lists its product as uncharacterized. The record is from RefSeq and is a predicted model, not a curated record. NCBI's taxonomy places the organism in Eukaryota, Metazoa, Chordata, Actinopteri, Osteoglossiformes, Mormyridae. Gene Ontology annotation, molecular function: protein binding.